Drosophila kikkawai is the source of this 4960-nucleotide messenger RNA. RefSeq names its product naked cuticle (gene nkd). Gene Ontology annotation, biological process: negative regulation of Wnt signaling pathway. NCBI's taxonomy places the organism in Eukaryota, Metazoa, Arthropoda, Insecta, Diptera, Drosophilidae. Gene Ontology annotation, cellular component: cytoplasm. The record is from RefSeq and is a predicted model, not a curated record.
GUCCGUCAUUUCGAACAGACGUGCAGAUACAGCGCCGAGAUACAUCGAGAAGUAUCUAAAAGAUACGCGUAGUUUUGGUACCAGCAAAACAACAACUACUGACCGCUGACUAAAGUGAAGUUUAACCCUUAAAAUAAAUGGGAAAAUUUAUAUUUGAAAAUGCUAGUGGAAAAUGUAUCCGUGAGAUACGAAUGUGAGAGAAGAAUCAAGUGUUAAAAGUAAAAACCAAAAACGAAAAACCGCCCCCGCCGCACAACAAUAACAAAAACAACCGGUACGCCGCCGUCGCUGUCGCCGUCGCCGCCGCCAACCUCCCCCCGAAAAACUGACGUCGUCGUCGCGCAAAUCGUUUUGGAAAUAAAUCGUGUUUUGCCUUUUUGCAGUUCGUUGGUUGAAUUUUGUUGUUGUUUAUAUACGCCAAGUUAUUUACGUCGCAACAAUAAAAGAAAAAUAAUAGCGAAGACAACAAAACAAAUCGAGUCCCGGCAGUCGGCGAAAAUGUUUUACAAUUAAAAUUACGCGCGCAGCGGGCAGAGGAGAGUAGUAUCCGCAAGAUACACAAACCAACAAACACACAUACUAUACCCUACCCUAGCGCUCAAUAUGCGCAAAUUAAACUAAAAUGCAGCACACCGGCGGAGCUGUAAAAACUUUUACGACUGACUGCCACCCGCACAGUCGAAAAUAAUACCAGAUACAAAUUAAGGUCGCCCAGGAGUUUCGUUCCCUACCUGCCAGCCUGCGAGUAUAUUAGUCUCAGUCCUUAGAUCCUUACACAAAAGGAUAUAUAUUCACCGCCAAGGGAGCGACACACACACACACAAAGGCCGUAAAACAUUUUGGGCUGCUGCAGCAGGUCUCCUCCUUCUCGCAGGACUCGUAAAUUCACGGCCCAACCAAGCCGCCACCUCCAGAAAUAAAUAAAAACAAGGAAGCAGCCGAAAAAUUCAAGACACUCACCGUCAAGUAACUGCAUCCAGCUAACCAGCCAACAAGCCAUACAUACAUCUAUAUAUAUAUAUAUAUAUAUUUAUAUAUAUAUAGGGUAUAUAUAUUCGCGCAGAGAUGGCGGGCAACAUUGUCAAAUGGUGGAAGCAUAAAAUUCUCGGCGGCUACAAACAAUUCUCAGUCCAGGAAUGCACCACAGACUCCGAGGAGCUGAUGUACCACCAGGUGCGCGCCUCCUCCUCCUGCAGUGCCCCGCCCGACCUGCUGCUGGUCAGCGAACGUGACAAUAAUAUACAACUGCGAUCCCCGGUGGUGAAUAUAAUCACAACGCCGCCAGGCAAUGCCUCCAGUUCGGCAUCGAAGCAUCAUCAUAACCAGCAUCAUAGCACGCAUCCCCACCACAACCACAACAACUCCAGCUCGAAUGCCGGCCGUCAUCCACAGUCGGGGAAUCCACAUCCGCAGGAUGUGAGCAGCGGCGGUGGCAGCCAUAGCAAACACCUGCGCAUCAGCAGCGGCAGCAAUGGCCGGCAUGGCAAGUACUCGAAUAUGCAACAGCAACAGGCUCAGCCGCAGGACGAGGACGUGGUGGAUGCUGCAGCGGCAAUGACGCAGCAGCAACAUGGCGGUCACAAUACACACUCCCGGCAUCUGCAUCACCACAAGGAGGAGCGCAUCCGAUUGGAGGAAUUCACCUGCGACGUGUCCGUGGAGGGCGGCAAGUCAUCACAGCCGCUGCAGUUCUCGUUCACGUUCUACGACCUGGACGGCCACCAUGGCAAGAUAACAAAGGACGACAUCGUGGGCAUUGUGUACACCAUAUACGAGUCCAUUGGCAAGAGCGUGGUGGUGCCCCACUGUGGCAGCAAGACAAUCAACGUGCGGCUCACCGUCAGUCCCGAGGGCAAAUCGAAAGCGCAGCCAGUGCCCAAUGCCGGUGUUGGUGUUGGUGUCGCUGCCGGAUUCGGUGCUAGCAAGUUGAAGAAAUUGCCCACGGGUCUGGCGGCCAUGUCGAAAACAGUGGCGGGUGCAGGAGCUGGAGCGGGUGGGGCCAACGGUGCCACUGCGCUAACGACAUCCGCCGGCAGCCGCCGCCAGCAUCGCUAUCGACCACGCAAACUGAUUAAGUCCGAUGACGAGGACGACGACAGCAACAGCGAGAAGGAUGCCAUCCCAUCCACGGAGCAGCAUCAGCCCAGUGGCAGUGGAGGAAAGGCUGGCGGCAAGACAGGCCAUCACCAUCAGGCGCGGUAUCAUCAGAAGAACAAUGCCAGCCGGCCAGAGCAAUGCUGUCCGGAGCAGCACACGCCGGACAAUGGUCACAAUACCUACGAGAAUAUGCUGAAUCUCAAAUGCUGCAAGCCGGAGAGCAGUGACAGGGACAGGGAUGUGGUGGAUUGCCCAACAGGACAGCGACAGCAGCACCUGCACAGCCACCAGCAACAGCAGCAACAGCGGCAGCAGGACAUCUACAUGAAGCAGGCCACCCAGCGGGUGAAGAUGUUGCGGCGGGCGCGCAAACAAAAGUAUCAGGAUCACUGCCUUGAAACGCGUCAGCGCAGCCUCUCAGUGGGCAACGAUUCCACCUGGCAGAAUCGUCAUCUGCAGCAGCAGCAACCACAGGCAGUGCAGGCCUCACCCGCCCAGCCGCUGAACCACAAGAGUGUCUCGGUAUCGCCACCAUUGGGUGGUGCAGGUGGUGGUGGUGGUGGCGACCUUAUGCUGGAUGGUGUGCAGCUGCGUCAGCCGCGCCCCCAAUCUCUAACCCACCACCAGCAGCAGCAACAUCAGCAACAGCAAAGGAAGUCGGCCGAGUGCUGGAAAUCGGCGUUAAAUCGCAACGAUUUAAUUAGCAUCAUUAGGGAGAGCAUGGAGAAGAAUCGCCUGUGUUUUCAGUUGAAUGGAAAACCCCAAGCCAAUGUGAGUCCCAUACGGCAACCGGCAGCACAACAACAACAACAGCAACGCCAACGCUGCAAUACGGGCUCGAAAAUACCAACGCUAAUUGCCAACCACAGCCCAGUCGCCCAGCAAUCGCCGCUCAGCUGCAGUCCACCCACAGCGGACACCACCUGCAUUCCAGUGGCGCCACUAUCCAACGAGGUCAGCGCUGGCCAUCAGCAGCAGCAACACCAGCAGCAGCAGCAUCACAGCCACCACGAGCAUCCCCAACCGCACAUCCCCAUCUACCACCAACAGCUGGCCAUUAAUCCGGCCGUUUUGGCCGCCCAGCAAACCCACAAUACGGCCCACAACAAGCUGAAUCUAUGUGGCUACGAUUCCUUCCUGCAUGCCACCAUCUGCGGUGGCGGAGCAGCCGCCCACUCGCCACCGCCCACGCCCAGCAAUGUGGCCACCGUUCAGCCCAUACCCAAAAAGAAUCAAAAGAACCUGCUGCAGGGUUACCAGCGACUGGACCAGCAGCAACAGCAGAAGGAACAGAAGGAGCAGCGCAGCAGCAAGGACUACAGGAACUAUGGCAAUCUCAUCUAUGCCAAGCUGAGUGAACAGUUGCAGCAAAAGGAGCGAGAGCAGCGACGCCACCGACACAAGCAGCAGCAGCAGCAUCAAAACCAACUGCUGCAGGAGAAGCACAAGGAGCCGGAGCAGGCGGAGCAGCGUCCACCCACCUCUAACUCCAGUUCCGGUGGUUCCAAGAUCUAUGGCGAUGCCCUGGAGUGUGCCCAUCUGUUGGCCAGCGAGGAGGAGGAUCUGCCACCCAGUCCCCAGUUGACUAGUACUCCCAGCAAGGUGGUCAGCACCGAUACCCUCAUUGACCUGAACGACGACGUGGGCGAGGCUGUGGCGGAGGCGGUCACAGAAAGCGGCAAACAGUCGCUGGAGGCGGAGGAGGGUCAGGCCCAGGAGGUGGAACUGGACACCAGUGCCUCCAGUUCGAUGAUCCACCGCUAUGUGCAUGAGCACAUCCACCAUCACUAUCACCACUUCAAGGAGCAGCAGGAUGUCUAGGCUAAGAAGAGAGGGAGGGAAACGCACACACUAUAAACUAUUUGAAUGUUGCUUAUGUUUUCAGUCUAUUGAUUAAUGUAGCGCCAAUUGUAAUUUAAAGUUAGCCUUUAUCAAACUGCAAGACAAGGAAAAUAAUAUUUAAAAAAGGAUAUUAAAAGGCCGCAAGAAGCGAGGGUGGAGUAAUGAGUUUGAAGGGAGUGGUGUCUUUAAAACCCCAGAAUGUUCAAUGAUUUACCUACAAAAUAAUUAUAAUUUUAUUUUCAGACCCAGUAUAGUUCAGAUGUAUUAUUUUUAAAAACUAGUUUCCCUUUUUGAUCUAGAAAAUCCAAUCUUUUCCAAACUCAUUGCUUCAUUCUCGCUUUGAAAAAUCUUCAGAACCAAAUGAAACACUUGAACUCGUUGAAGAUAAAGCUCACUGUAAAAUCGAAAUAAACCCGGUACAUAAAUGUAGCCUCUAUAGCUUAUUCAGAAACAAAAAGAAAUGAAAAUUUAUGCGCCUUUUGCCUUAGCAACAAUUGAAUCGCCGCUUCGCUAUGCUAAUCCACUAGCAGCAUGUUGCAGCAACACAUAUCACAAGCAGCGCUGGCAAUAUGUUGCACUCAAAGCAUUUUGUGUUUGCUGUGCGCGCGUGUAAACUAAAUGGAGGAAUAAAAAAAACUAUUGUUUAGUGCAAAUUAUUAAAUGAAAUUGUUGUCUAUGAUAUAAAAUUUUAUGCGCCGCUUUUUAAGUGUUUUUUGGAGGGAGAGCAGACAGGAGAGCAAUUGUCGUUGGCCGCCAGUUUUAAGUUAUAACUAUCGAUCGAUCGUGUAUAUUUAUGUUAACUAAGCCAAUUAAUUUAAAUACCACCUUUAGUUUUUAACACUAACACCAAGCACAAGACAAGCAACAAUGCAACUAAAUACUAAAACCCAACAGAACCAACAACAAACACACAAAUUGUAGUUCAAUUAUUAUUUAAAAAACUUGUUUUUAAAUUCGUCAUCUGUCAACCAAUCGAAGUAAUCAAUCCAAUCAAUCAAUCAAAUCAAGCGAAAACAAGCAC